Messenger RNA from Acanthopagrus latus (yellowfin seabream), 4692 nucleotides. It is a transcript of the gene atmin, whose product is annotated as ATM interactor. The record is from RefSeq and is a predicted model, not a curated record. Lineage: Eukaryota; Metazoa; Chordata; Actinopteri; Spariformes; Sparidae. The transcript has 4 exons. Gene Ontology annotation, molecular function: DNA-binding transcription factor activity, RNA polymerase II-specific; transcription cis-regulatory region binding. Gene Ontology annotation, cellular component: nucleus. Bases 83 to 2470 code for a protein of 795 amino acids. Gene Ontology annotation, biological process: regulation of transcription by RNA polymerase II.
CAAAUUGCCCAUAACGUCUUGGUGGAAGGUGGUACGGCAGCCUUUCAGUCAAAGCUGAGGGAGUUAUGUCACAGCUCAUUCAAUGCUGCUUCUGGGGCUCUCUGCCAAACACAGAAUGGACUGUCAACACAGAAACAUGGCUGCCUCUGCAACGGGUAAGGGGAGUAACAGAGAUAACGCUGCCACGGACAGUCAGAAAUGUCACGGAGAGUCUCUGUCGCAGUCACGGGAAAUAAUCAAACCCACCAUCACGGAGCUGACCAAAGAAGUGAGGACGAACAUCCUCUGCACCGUGGAGGGAUGUGGCAAGAUUCUCCCCAACACACCUGCAUUGAACAUGCAUCUUGUCAAGUCACACAGGAUAAAGGAUGGUAUGGUCAAUCCCACGGUCAGAAAGGACAUGAAGGGCUCUCAGAAGCUUUACUGCUGUCCAAUCGAGGGUUGUCCCAGGGGACCAAACAGACCUUUCUCCCAGUUCUCCCUGGUUAAACAACACUUCAUGAAAAUGCAUGCAGAGAAGAAACACAAGUGCUUCAAGUGCAACAAUGGCUACAGCACGGAGUGGGACCUAAAGAGGCACAUAGAAGACUGUGGGAAGACUUACCACUGUACAUGUGGGUGCCCCUACGCUAGCAGGGCCGCGUUACUCUCACAUAUCUACAGGACGGGUCACGAGAUCCCUACAGAACACAGAAUUCCUCCAGUAAAAAAGCGAAAGAUGGAGAAACUGUUGAGUGGUUCUGAAAAAGUUAAGAUCAAUGAGCCGACCUGUCAGAUCAUGUCUGCCAGUAAAGAGCUGACGGAGACUGCCCUCCCUUGUGAUACAACAGUUCACAUCCCAGACUCAGUCAUUCAGAACUCAAACCCCCGCAGGAGCCUCCAGAAGUUGCUCCUACCGAAGCCCAAGAUGGCUUUGGUCAGUGUUCCUGUGAUGCAGCUGGCCCACCUGCCUGUCCUUCUUCCGUCUACAGAAGGUGGCGCUCUGAGGUCUGUAGUGCUGGCAGUGGACAGCCAAGGCUCCCUCAGCACCCUUCAGCUCCUGCCACAGGCCACGGGAGCUGUGGUGCCCCAGCUUGACGCUAAGAGUUUGGUUUUCAAGGACAGCAUGCCUACUUCCCGCUCUAGCUUAGGGCCCAUUAGCACAGGAGUGCAGGUUAGUCUGGACCCUGCAGGCACAGAAGACACAGCCAGCAGCCCGGCAGGACAGCGAGGAAGAAGCACAUCCACCACGACCAUUCAGACGGACAAAUCGUACUUGUCCAAAAUGCCCGCAGGAGUGGGAGUUGGGGACGGAAUAGGCUUGUGCUCUGUGGGUGAGUCCUCAGUGUCGUCCUGCUCCCAAACGGACAUCAGCGUGAGUGCCCAGGUCCUCCUGCCGGUCAGUGUUGAAACCCAGACAUUCUCCUCCCGGGCCAAAGCCACAUCAACUAUUGGAGCUCAGACAGACAGCCAGUGCAUGAGCCAAAUUCCCUGCUCCUCCUCAUCUGUGCCCCCCUACAGAACCAGGCAAACACAGACAUAUUUUGCUAUGCCACAGUCAGAAGAGAAGGCUCAGGACCAGGCUAUCAUGUGUGCUGAACUAUUUGGCAGCGACUCCCUCAGUGUCUCCACCCAGACAGCUCUGGACAUGGAUGAUACCCUCACUGCAGCAGGAAGCAGUAUAUAUGGGGACUCAAAGUCAGCGGGUGGGCUGUGUUUUGCAGUGCAGACGGAUGAGCUCAACUCAAACAAUAUGGCAGACAACCAGACCCAAACAAUGACGCUGUUGAAUGACCUUGAAAACAUUCUGUCUGACAGCAUGUCGGGCCACCAGGUGCUCACAGAGGCCUCCGCAGGCUGUGGGUCAGGUCUGGGCUCUGUUCAGGAGCAGCCUAAUGGCAUUGACUUUGACUUUGAAGAGUUUCUCAGUGCUGUGCAUAUUCAGACACAGACAGAGGAGAGCGAGCUGGGAGGACUGGGUGGGGACACGCCGCUGGAGUCUCUGGACAUCCAGACUCAGACGGACUUUCUCCUGAUGGAUGAAGUGGACCAAGUACGAACCCAAGCUAGCGACUUGGAGCUAUUUGAUAUUCAGACUCAGACGGACCUCAAUUUCCUGCUGAGUGCCGGAAGCCACAUGCCGCUGAGCAGCAUCCUACGACAUUCAAGCUUUUCCAUGAGCACAGAGUCGUCAGAUACCGAAACCCAGACUGAUCUCCCGUCAUUUGCCACAAGCCUCUCUGCUCAGACCCCCGUCAGUCAGGGUGAGCACGGAAGGUUGCUGAACAGCACAGAGACCCAGACGGUGCCCAGCCAGGCAGACGGCCUGGGACACCUCUUCCUGACGAGCAACGAGACACAAACUGUCAUGGACGACUUCUUGUCAGCAGACCUGGCAUGGAACAUGGAGUCCCAUUUCAGCUCUGUGGAAACCCAGACAUGUGAGGAGCUUUGUGCUCUCUUUCAGCAGCCAGAGAAACCCAACAGUUGAAGCCCUCUCAGCAUAAGCUUUUGCACUACCGGUUUCCUCAUCUCUGCUUCCUGUGAGAGGAAUCAGUCUAAGCUGUCCUCCAGCGGACCACAGUCUUGGCAGUAAGAAGUCUGCGAAAAAAUGUCUUUGAACAUUCCACUGGAGACGUCAUGUCCAGAGCCUUUCCAGGUAUACUGUAUAUCCUGACAGCUCAGCUGCACUUUAUUCGCUCAACGGGCAUGAAUUAUCAGCUCCUGUGAUGGUUUACAUAUUUAUUUGCACAUAAAGUAACAUAUUGUACGUGUCUUGUCUGAAAUGACAGUUUACUUAUUAUACAUUUCAGUGUAAAACCUCCAUGACUGGUUUUCACUGCUCAGUCUAACUUGCAGUUUCAAAAUGACUCAAAACAUUUCAACAUCAGAUCUGCACUUAAAAGGGAUGACAUCUUCAGAUAUGUGCGGCUGUCAAGACAAGGCUUAUGAAAUUGGUUCCCAUAUAUGACAGCUUUCUGAUAUGCAUAUGCUGCAUGAAACAAUCUCAUCUAAGCUCUACAGCAAACAACGCUGUGCGUAUAGUUGACGUAUCUUUGGAAAUGUGCAUGAAGCCUUCACUUGGUCAGCAGUGCAGAAGCAUUAAAAAUAUCUAUUCUCAGCUUGUGUAUCUGAUGGCUGCCUUUGUGGAUGUCGCCUUGUCAGUGGCAGCAAAACUAUUAACUCUCAAUUACAUCUUGUAAGCUUUGCGGCCAGUGGAAAACUUGUGCAGUGAGUGAUCAGCUUUAUGUUUUCCAACAAUAAAAAAACCCCGCAAAGCCUUUGACAGGGAACAAGGCUUUGCUCAAUGCCGUUGAGAUGCAUCUCUGACAGAUACCGUUACUCUUACAGACGUGUCACAAAUUAAAAAAAAAAAAAAGAAAUGUUUGUCUCGUCAGUUGUUGCACAUUUUUCAUUGAAAUGUGAUUGUGAAGUUCGAUGUCGUGUUAACAGUUUGUUUUUUUUAUGUCUGGGCCUCUAUAGCUAAGCAGUCAGUACACGUCAGUAAGCAGACUAGGCUGUCGUCGUCCUUGACUUAUUCAUUAGCUGGGUGUAAGUGUAUACAGUAGCAGCAGUACUCGGUGCUGUAGUGAUCCAGUGACGUUACUGUACAGAAACACAUAGUGGAUUAGAGCAAGGAUUAGCAUAGAGUUGUUGUAUGUAUUCGCCACCUAAUUUUAAGGUGGAGUCCUGUUUAAUAUCUUAUGUUACAAUCGGCAGAUUCCCACACUGAAAAUUGGCCAGUAAUUUUAAUUUAACUUUGUUCUCUUUUCCCAGCUACUCAACUUCUGAUUAUAUUUUUCACUACACCGAUGCACUGAGUUACCUCAUGAAGCACAGGCACCAUAUGCAGUAUGUUCUUCUAAGGAACCUAGAGCUAUUGGCCUUGAUUAUCUGUUUAUUUUGUUAUGUUGGUGCCUUAACCCAAGUAUUAGCUUUAGUUCUGUUAAAAAAAACUAUCUGCUGCUUUAUAUUCAUGAACAGAAUCACACUAGAAUAUGUUUUGGAAAAUGAACAAAUACUGAAAACUGUCAGAAUCCUUUCCGUCUUUUGCUUUGCAUGUUUAGUCCAUCCUGUGUUUGUAUCACCAUCAUGACUGCAUGAACUACUGGAAUGUCCGUAAUUGUUCUCCAUAGUCUCUAUGGAAAGAUUUCUGUUCCGUCACUUGAAAUUAAUGCUAUGCAGCAUUUUAUCGUGGAUGUUUUGUUUCACUAUUUUUAUGGACUGAUGGUAGAUUCUGUUGAAGUUUGUACUGUAGAUGAAGAAUGUACAGAACAUGACACUGUGCCCAAGUAUAACAUGCUUUAUAUUUUGCACCUCAUCUUAACAGUUAAAGGAUAAUUUCCCCUCUGUGGAUAAAGAUUUUGACACUCACGUUAAAUUUCAACAUUUUCUUGUAUUGAGAUUAGUACUUCUAGUUUGUGGUUCUUGAAUUUAAAUGGAGCACAGCAGCUCCCUGCUUGUUUAGUGGCACGGGGGGAAAGCGUUGCUUCAAACAGAACUAUGUGCAGAAGCCUUGUCAGUCUCAAGUUUCAGUUACAGUGCUUUAUUUUUCUCCCUGUUGGGAGUGCAUGCUGAUACUUUCCCAGCACAAAAUAUUCGUAUUUAAGCAGAAUUUGAGUUUCUGUUGCCUCUAUGUGUAGAGUUAAUGGCUGCCUUGAUUAAUUGUUAAAGCUACACUACAGAUGUUGCUAAUAAACUGCUGGAAAGUGU